Batrachochytrium dendrobatidis JAM81 is the source of this 336-nucleotide messenger RNA. RefSeq lists its product as uncharacterized. The record is from RefSeq and is a predicted model, not a curated record. The transcript has a single exon. Bases 1 to 336 code for a protein of 111 amino acids. Lineage: Eukaryota; Fungi; Chytridiomycota; Chytridiomycetes; Rhizophydiales.
AUGAACUCAAUUGGAAACGCUGUGACUAGCGCAUUUGGUCAGUCGCAGAGUCAAACCAAUGACAUUGUUGUCAUGAUGACCAAACACGACAAUGUCAUUCGAUCAUUACUGGAACAGAUCUUGGUCAAACUGGACUCUGAUUGCUCACCAACACAUGCAGUUGUUAUACCAGUUGUGGUAUUCGAAACCAUUUCCACGACUGUGAAUACCACCGCAACAGUGACUGUGUUUUGUCCACAAAGUCAAUCCAAGUUGUUCAUAUGCGACAACAGCACGUUGCCCACACAUGCAGACUGUCGAUACGGAAUGCCAAGCAACAAUCAACUUAUUCCGUAG